Messenger RNA from Peronospora belbahrii, 1416 nucleotides. The record is from the annotation of a GenBank genome assembly. NCBI's taxonomy places the organism in Eukaryota, Oomycota, Peronosporomycetes, Peronosporales, Peronosporaceae.
AUGCCAAGUACGGAGGAGAUGGCAUCGGCGACUGCGCCAAAGCCACGACGGACGUUCUGUGUGCAGCUAGAUAGCAGUUUACCGGUAGAGAUUAACUUCAAGCAGCUUAUGAUACAAAGUGCAAGCCAAUCAGAGCUCCCAACACCCAGGACCAGCUCGUCAAACACAGUACCGACGAAUUCGCUGCCGUCAAUGGGAAAACCAGAGCUUAUACCGGCCACAACGCGCUCACAGCGCUUUAAUAUCAUUGAGCAUUUGGAAAAACGCUAUGGAGGUGGUUCUAUACUGAAUGAUGGUGAUGAAAGUGAUGUAGGUGGAGGCUUGGAUCGUCGAGACGACGAUGAUUUAUAUGACUCAGAAGACUCAUUCAUUGAUGACGCAGAGCUACAGCAGAAUAUUGAAGAUGUUUGGGGACAGAAUAAGGUAAAGACUAAGCAUUCGGGAUUUUUUGUAAAUGCUGGAGACAAGAUUGAGACGCUGGAGAAAGAAGAAGAUGAAGACCAAAUUAGUGGCGAGAAAGCAGGGAAGACGAAACGAGGCAAGAAGAGAAUGAUUGAUGGACCACAAGGGUCUUUUAUGAAGGAACUAUCAGAUGCUGCUAGUGAAUGGCAGCCUGAUGAAGAGGUAGUGAGGAGAUUGGAAGUAUUACGGAUGGCGGUACAAGAGUUAGCAGAGACAAUGCCGAUUCCAAAGGUUUUCCCAAGAUCGCUAGAUGAAUCUCUACGUGCGGUGGACAAAUUGGUAGUGGAAGCUCAUCCCAACAAGUGGCGUGUGACGGGAUAUUUUGCCACGCUCAUGACGUUCUUGCCGUAUACCAAGCAAUACUUGAAGUCGAAUAUGUUACGGCUGGAAGCUCGAGAUGUAGCACGAAACGAGAAGGAAAAACUGGAUACCACUCUUGAAACGCUGGCUCAGCAUAUUGCUAUGUACGAAGCACGGUUUACGUCAGAGUCAGCUGAUGCAAUCAAGGAGGACAUUGCUAAAGACAAGGAAUUGGGUACGAUGCUGCAUGCACUGUUGGAGCUUCAAGAUGAAUGGGUUUCCAAAGAAAAUGACUACCGACAAAUGUUGAAGACGGAAGACAAGAAGCACAUGAAGGAACCAGACUACAAACCUCUCAAUCAGCGCCAAGAACGCAAUCGAAUGUACAAUCGGGUUCUCGCACUAUUCACGCCUGGUUUGACAGAUCUACAGACCCUACGCGCAUUGAAUAAAGCCGCAAAGGUGAAGACACCGAAGAGACCUGCACAGCCAAAGGCACCUGUCAAAGGGGCUACCGUGACAGCUAAGAAGCCCACCGAGCCAAGUAACGGGACAAAUGCUCCAGUGAAACGAUCGAUAAAGCCAUUCAAGUCACGUAUGAUCGACGAAGUUCCACCCUUCGUAGAGGCCGACUUUGAGGAUGUAGAACAAUGA